Messenger RNA from Manihot esculenta (cassava), 1133 nucleotides. RefSeq lists its product as uncharacterized. Bases 337 to 672 code for a protein of 111 amino acids. The record is from RefSeq and is a predicted model, not a curated record. Lineage: Eukaryota; Viridiplantae; Streptophyta; Magnoliopsida; Malpighiales; Euphorbiaceae. The transcript has 3 exons.
AACUCUAUCGUUGAUGUUUGUGUUUCAUUUCCACUUCAGAUUUAUUUUAUUUUUUGUCAUUUUUUAAAUCUCAUUUGAUGGAUUGAGAUUUGAGAAUAAGGCAAAGGCAUAGAUAUGGACAAUGACAUAUAAGCCGUGGUAGGGAAAGGGGAAAGGGGAAAGGGGAAAGGGGAAAAGUCUUGGGUUUUUCUUCCCAUUGAUAUAUAUGAGCAGAUUUCUGAGGAAGCAUUGCUCUUGUAGUACGUAUUUUUUUUUUCCUUGAUAAAGGUAUUCAACCGUAUCUAUUUCAGAGUCCACAAAUUAAUCACUUGGAGUUUGUAGCUGCCUCUUCCAAUAAUGCCGUACCCAAUGAUGGAAUCUAGAUUCUCUCCUUGGGAGUAUAGCCAAAGAUUUUGCUCCAGAUUCCUGAAGUAUGUUACCUCCCUGUUUCAUCAUUGGAAUGGGCCAUUUCUGAGGGGAAAGGCAGAGUGUGUGUGCCGGACUAGGAAGGGCCCUGCAGUUGCAAAUUGCUUACAUGUUCUGGUUUCUCGGCAUGAAUCAUUCAUGGUUAUGGAACAGCUGAACACAGCAUAUGACAAACUAACUUUGAAACAACCUUAUGGAUCCCAUAAAAUAUCAGAGCAUCUUCCUGAACAUCCUUUUGAAGAUAUAGCAGAUUGGAAAGGAACUUGAUUCAUGCCCGUGUUCAUUCUCUUGGUGGAACUUGAACAUUCAGGUAAGCAUUUGUCAUCCUAGCAUUGAAUUUGAAGUCCAUCAGUACAAAAAUUUAAACUAAAGUUUUUCAAGUUUCAACACCAAAAGUACAAGGGGCUUUGCACUAUAGUUAGCUUAGUACUAAUCUAGAAUUUCCAAGGAAUUCUUGUUAUACACUUGUUCAAAUCCUCCACUCUUUUUUAGAAUUAUUGAUAUUGAAUCAAUUGAAUGUACUUCUAAACACUUAUUCCACUUUUGAAAGACUCUUAUAACUUGGUGGUUCAUCUUUUGCCAUGCAUAAAUUUUUACAAAUAAAACGUCUUAAGCUAAUUACUAUGAAUCUUUUUUUUAUUGCAUGAGUCGUGAUUAAUAAUUUUUAUUUAUCAUUAAUGUUUACUUUUCCUUUGCGCCCCCUAGCCUCCUAACUCUUCAUCAGCCAA